GUUGCUAAUACGAAAACACCUUUACAGCACAUUUCAAAAGCUGAGCUGUGAGUUCUCUGUCUCACUCUCUUCACUCUCAACUUAUAUAUAAACUCAACGUUUUCAUUUCUUGAACUCUUACACUACAAACUCCUCACCCUUAUUCAAUAAGCGUCUUUUUGGCCUCCAGUGAGGAAAUCAAAGCGCGUUGUUAAAGAAGAAUGAGUGAGAAGUUGGUUGUGCAAGAUGGGUAUGUGUUCAAAGAAGAGACCCACCUCACCGUUCUCAAAACCUCUCUUUUCUUCUCCGGUGAUGGCUUCGCUGUUUACGAUUCCAAGGGCCAACUCAUCUUCCGAGUCGACUCGUAUGGACCCCACACCACCGACAAGGACGAUCUCGUUCUCAUGGAUUUCAAUGGCCGUUGUCUUCUCACUCUGCGCCGAAAGCAGUGGCCGAGUCUUCAUCAACGGUGGGAAGGGUUCAAAGGGGAGAGAACGGACGGUGAUAAACCGAUGUUCAGCGUGAAGAGAUCGUCGAUCAUCGGACGGUCACGGACGAGCGUGAUAGUGGAGGUGUACGAUAAACCCGGUGUGGAGUACCUCAUCGAAGGGUGCUUCUCGAAGCGGUGCUGUAAGGUUUUCAACGCCGUGAAGGAAGUAGUGGCUGAGAUUUGUCGAAAAGUGGACCCCACCACAAGCGUUAUGCUUGGGAAAGAAGUGUUCUUGCUUUGCGUUAAGCCUGGUUUUGAUGGGGCCUUUGCCAUGGGAUUGGUCUUGGCACUUGAUCAGAUCAACGGUGAGGAUUACUUUGAUUAUGGAACCACGGAGAUUGCGGUGCACCCUGCUGCAGAAGAUCGACGAUUUGGUUCUUCGGUUCCAUCUUGAGAUUUGUGUUUUUAUCUUUUUUUACUCACUGCUAUUUGGGGCUUGGAUUGUCCCCUUAGAAACGCUAUGCAAUGUUGUACAUGUUAUAUGCAUAGAAGAUAAAGAUGAACUCAUCAUUCCUCUUUUUGAUUUUGCCCUUUUUAUUUCAUCAUU
Gastrolobium bilobum is the source of this 1016-nucleotide messenger RNA. Its product is annotated as protein LURP-one-related 5-like. The transcript is spliced from 2 exons. Bases 201 to 863 code for a protein of 220 amino acids. Lineage: Eukaryota; Viridiplantae; Streptophyta; Magnoliopsida; Fabales; Fabaceae. The record is from RefSeq and is a predicted model, not a curated record.